CUCUCUCUCUCUCCUCUUUCUCUUUCUCUCUCUAAAAAUCUCACCACCAUCCAAAUCCAGAUGCUUCAAUCGCAAUUCAAUCACCACCACCAGCACCACUCCCACUCCCACUACUCCUCUCGCUCAAAUUCCACUUCUACCCCUCCCAACUUCCCCUCCUACCUCCUAUCCCUCCCGCCGCGCCGCCACGGCCGCCGGAUCUAUGUAUAGCAGGUUCACCAUCCUAGGCUUUCUCUGCUCCGGUCUCAUCCUCGGCGCCGGAUAAAAAACACACAACACAAGCUUAGGGUUUCCAGCGUUUUCAGCUGCUCCGAAAUGCCGGCGCUCGGAAUUCUAGGGUUUCAGGGGCUCCUCCUGCUCGGCCUCGGCGUCGCUGCGGCGGCGUUCGUUGUGAUUCGGCACAAGUGGAGGAACGCGGUGGCGAAGAAGGAGGAGAUCAUGAGGCUUGUGGCUAUGGCUUCUCAGGAGGCCGCAAUGGCGGAGCUUCAGACCUUCUCGGCUCAUUUUGCUGCUGCUGCUCCGGUGCCGGUGACGGUGGCCGGUGCGUUUCGUUGUGCUGUUUGUUAUUCGCAGACGACUAUGCGGUGCUCGAAGUGCAAGAGUGUUAGAUACUGUUCUGGGAAGUGCCAAAUCCUUCAUUGGAGACAAGGUCACAAGGACGAAUGCCAACCUUCGGUUGGUGCUACUGAGGUCGAACACAAGAGUGACUUAGAUGCAGAAGCGGUGUUUGAUCAUGGUUGGACAAGUGCAGAUACAAAUUCAACAUCACCCAGUACUGUAUUAUGGGAUGGUUUAACUUCAUCUGGUACUGGAGCUGACACAUCUUCGGGUGAGAUUUCUAAUCGUAUCAGUGUUGACAGAGCAGAAAAACCUCUUCUUGAUAAUGCUGCACCCGAUCUACUUGGAAGUACUUCUGAGCAUGCUAAUUUGGUCAAUUGUCAUGAUAACUUUUCACGUGCAAAUAAGUUAGUUAAGAUGAAGUCCAGUCAGAACGAUACAGAGGUAGAAUCCAAAUCAAAACUUGCUAAAGUUAAGAUGGAUAUGUCUGCUGGUUCUCAGCCUGCAAUUAAUGAUGGUAAAAAGUCAUCUAGAAGGAGUACUUCAACAGAAAAGGUAGUUACUGAUGUCUCUAAGUCUAAAAGGUUGUCAACUAGUGACAGGGAAGAUGAGCGUAAAGAAGGCCCCUUAUCAAGUAGUGCUUCUAGUGGUCGGCUAUCUUCAGUGACAGGAGGGUUACUUGAUUCUUCUUAUAGAGCUGAAACAGUUGGCAGUUGUCAUGCCUUGCCUGUCAAAACUAGUAGUAUCCCAAGCUUGCCACAAAAUGCUUGUAAUGGUCUGAAGACAUCCAUGAAGAAAGUUGUGCAGCAGUUUAAAUCCUCAAAACAGCUGAAAUCCAAUCUCUUAGGUCCUGAAAAUGAGAUUGCUGGAAAGUUCAAGGUAAUAUUUCCGUAUGAGUUGUUUGUAAAGCUGUACUCCUACAACAAUGUAGACCUUUGCCCAUUCGGCCUGACAAAUUGCGGAAACAGCUGUUAUGCUAAUGCUGUGCUCCAGUGUUUAGCAUUUACUCAGCCUCUUACUUCGUAUCUACUUCAAGGACUCCAUUCUAAAACAUGUCAAAAAAGGGACUGGUGCUUUAUAUGUGAGUUUGAACUUCUGCUCCUGAAGGCAAGAGAAGGAAAGUCUGCACUCUCCCCAAUUAGGAUCUUAUCCAAAAUACAUAAAAUUGGUAGCCAUCUUGGUCAUGGGAAGGAAGAGGACGCUCAUGAAUUUUUGAGGUAUGCAGUUGAUACCAUGCAAUAUGUAUGCCUCAAGGAAGCUGGGGCUUUUGGUCCUUUGGCAGAACAAACAACUCUAGUAGGCUUGACCUUCGGAGGUCGCCUACGAUCCAAGAUAAAGUGCAUGAAGUGCCUUGUGAAGACUGAGCAAUUUGAGCGGAUGAUGGAUCUUACUGUUGAAAUUGAUGGGGCAAUUGGAACUCUGGAAGAGGCUCUUGCACAAUUUACUGCUACUGAAACUUUGGAUGGAGAUAAUAAAUUCCAUUGUAACAGGUGUAAAUCUUAUGAGAAAGCCAGAAAGAAACUUACAGUUUUAGAGGCACCAAAUAUUCUUACAAUAGUUUUAAAGCGAUUUCAGUCUCGGAACUUUGAGAAGCUGGAUAAGCCAGUUCGUUUUCCAGAAGUUCUCAACUUGUCACCGUACAUGGAUGGAUCAAGCGAUAAAUCUUCUGUUUACAAUCUUUAUGCUGUGGUUGUUCACUUGGAUAUUAUGAAUGCUGCAUAUUCAGGCCAUUAUAUAUGUUAUGUAAAGAAUAGUCGAGGGAACUGGUUCAAGAUUGAUGACAGCUCGGUUGAACCAGUGGAACUGAAAAGGGUUUUAUCUGAAGGCGCAUACAUGCUUCUAUAUGCAAGGCGCUCUCCGCGACCCCCGCUGUUGAUAGGAAGUAAUGCCCUUUCUCACACGGAGACAUCCAAUAGGAGGAACUCGGACGCAGUUCCUUCAAGCCUUACCAAAUCCAAGUUGCGAUACAUGGUUCCAAGUAUGAAUAGUUCCACAGCGCAACCAACAUUUAGUAGAGACCGAGACGAGAUGAGUUUUGAUGGUUCGAGCAAUAAUUCAUUAGAACCAGAUGAUUGGAGAUCUUAUUCCAUGUACAGAGUUCCUGCUAUGGAUUCAUCAAGUGAGAAUUCAUCAAUAUUCAGCUCCCCGGAUGCUAGUUCUUGUAGCACUGUGAGCACCAAGGACUCGUCCAGCAAUGAAGAUUUCUCUGAUUACAUAUUUGGUCAAGUAGGAACGAAUCCAUACAACCAAUUUGGGCGUUCAUCGGACGUGGUCACACCUUCUAUGUUUCCGAACUUUGAUGUAGAUACAAAAGGGCUUACAGACUACUCGGAAAGCGGAGGAAACUCCACAUUUUUGUUUAGUGACAGAAGUAGACAUCGCAGGAAGUCAACCUCAGAUUAAUUGAUAGCAGUAGCUAGCUCUAGGGGAACUGGCCGGCCGCAAUUUUUUUCAGAUCACGCCAGCCCUUUGCCCUUUCCCAAAUGUAAUCUGUAUUUAUCUGUAUCAUUUACAAGAGUGGAGCAAAACGGAUGGAGAACGAUCAGCUCAAACAUUUUACCGAGGUUUUGAGCUGUUGUGAUGCAACUCGUGUAAGUACGGUAAGGUCAUCAAGCCAUCAACUGAUUCUAGCAUAAUGAAAGAGUAAUCAGCCAAUUCUUGUUA
Argentina anserina (silverweed cinquefoil) is the source of this 3222-nucleotide messenger RNA. RefSeq names its product ubiquitin carboxyl-terminal hydrolase 17-like. Bases 316 to 2961 code for a protein of 881 amino acids. Gene Ontology annotation, cellular component: cytosol; nucleus. Gene Ontology annotation, molecular function: cysteine-type deubiquitinase activity. NCBI's taxonomy places the organism in Eukaryota, Viridiplantae, Streptophyta, Magnoliopsida, Rosales, Rosaceae. Gene Ontology annotation, biological process: protein deubiquitination. The record is from RefSeq and is a predicted model, not a curated record. The transcript has 12 exons.